GAGAGAGAGAGAGAGAGAGAGAGAGAGAGAGAGAGAGAGAGAGAGAGAGAGAGAGAGAGAGGGUCCGCGACAGUGUACAAUAUUGCUUCUUUUGUUCGGAUAAUCGUCAUAUUUACUGUUUUCCUAGUGUCGCAGUCAUGGCUCUUUCAGCUACUCACGUCUGCAAUGUCCUGAUCGUGGUUUGUCUGUCUCUCAUACUAAGCAGCUGCCAGAUUGAAGGUGCGUAUGACAGCUGCAUGGUGAAGCGCAUGCUGAAGGCUGGGAUUCCGUCGAGCAGAGCACCGCAGUACGAGCAGCGGGCCCUGCUCGCCAAUAUGUCCCUGGCACAGGUCGCUGGCAUCCCGGUUAAUGUGCUUGCUUACGUGUUGCAGUCUACGCAAGGUGAAGCCAGCGCUAUCCAACAAUGUGUAGAGGGGAGAUCUGGGCCUUGCAGUACCUACUCGCCAUGUCAGAACGGCGGUCUAUGUGAGCUCUCCCAAUCUCAAACAGAGUACAUGUGCAAGUGUCCCAGUGACUUCACGGGCGACAGCUGUCAAUCAGGUCAGCCUGCUUCGCGGGCAGAGCUACAGAGUCUGAAGGGGAACGUGACACAGAUCGGUCAACGGCUCAAUGACCGAACGCAGUUUCUCGGCAGUGGCUGCAACCUGCGGACUCUCGGAUAUAAGUAUCAGACAAGACAUAGCUAUGCAAACACCGAGAAAGACGGGCCGAUCGCAACGAUGACGUUCAGAAAGAAGUAUGCGCACACUGUACUGAAGCUAACCUACUCGACCAACAUCCGUACCCUGACUGCGGGAGGGUUGACGCGCUGGUUCUUCAAGAUUGGCGGUGAGGAGUGCUAUCGACCAACGAAGAUUGAUAUGGUGAUGUAUCAGGCUGGUGCUGCCAACACCUUCAUCCCAGCCGUACUGAAUGGUAUCUGUGAGUCAACCGCCAAUAAUAGAGCAUCUAACAUACCAGCUGGAGACGUCACGAUCACUGUCAAUACUGGACGCUUGCAGGUACACGAAGCUGCAAAUCCAGCCUCGGGUUGGCUGUCCACGGCCACUCUCGAGGUUCAAGAAAUGUGCCCGCAGUUUUGAAAAGAUGGCGAGGACAGUUCCUGACCACGCCGACGCGAUCGCACCGACCACUCGUCUCCGUCAGCAUGAUGAUCCAGGCAACAUACAGUGAAGCCUGUCUAAAGCGACCGCUCAAGGCACCUUCAAAGAGUGGUCUUUGUUACCAGGUGGUCUCUUUACCCAGGGCCAUUUGACUCGAACUAGCAUCCCUUGGUCCUGGUUUCAGUGUUCUUCUAGGACAGGUGGUCGCCUUAUCCGAGUGGUCGCCUUAUCCGAGUGGUCGCAUUGACAGGUUUUACUCUACAUUGUACAUGCCUUGUGGAUGUUUAGUGUAGCUGCUGGACUGCUCGUGAUCGUUGCUCUUGCUGUGAUAUUCUUGCUGUUUACUAUUGCCAUACAUGUAGCUUGUGGUUCUUGGUUUCUUUCUCUUUUUCCUCUUUUUCUUUCUGGAACGCUGAAUAUGGUGGCAUCAGCGAAGUCAUGUUACCAUUCUCCCGAGGUUUCCGCGAUGAUGUGUCUUCCCAUUGUUGCAUGGCAACGGAUUCCUGCCUAUACAUGAACAUGUAGCAGCAUCCCCCCCCCCCCACUCCGUGUGAUAGUCUUUAUUCGCAUACAUGUACACUGCCAGAUAUCCGCGACUCUCACCACUACACAUAUGUACAUGUAUGUGUUUUUAGUCCAUGCAUUUUUUUUGCUGCUCUGGGUGAUCCUAUUGUUUGUUUCGCUUUACGUCCAAGAUUUCACACUUCCGCAGUAUUUUACGCAAUCCCUA
Sycon ciliatum is the source of this 1833-nucleotide messenger RNA. RefSeq lists its product as uncharacterized. The transcript has 5 exons. The record is from RefSeq and is a predicted model, not a curated record. The coding region runs from base 138 to 1082 and encodes 314 amino acids. Lineage: Eukaryota; Metazoa; Porifera; Calcarea; Leucosolenida; Sycettidae.